This is a messenger RNA of Schistosoma mattheei, 2178 nucleotides long. The record is from the annotation of a GenBank genome assembly. NCBI's taxonomy places the organism in Eukaryota, Metazoa, Platyhelminthes, Trematoda, Strigeidida, Schistosomatidae.
CAAGGAUUAUACCUCCCUAUAAUCAAGAGUGUUGUUUCUACCGCCUAAACACAUAGAUCAGGGAACAAACAGUAUGGUGAUUUAGCCUUGGGAAGUUUGAAGUUUGAAGUCUAUUUAUAAUCCAUCCAAACAAUACGCUACAUUACCUUGUAGUUGUAAGCAGUCUUCAGUCUUCAGUAAUAAGGAUAAGAGCUCUGUGAUAGGCUCUGAAGAUGAAUCCAAGCCUUAUAAAAGAGAGGGAAGCGUUUUUGAAGAGAGCCAUGACAAUUCCUGUUGUUGAGAAACCAAAGUCUAAUUUUUCUGGUACUUCAGAGGAAAAAGGUGCUGUGACUUCUGUACACCGCCGUGGACCUCCUUCAGUUUCUACUGUUUCGGAAUUGCGAUCUCUCGAAUUAAAACCUCAAUUGCAAGGGAAGUUUGCUGUUUUAUCUCGAAUAGUGAAGUACAUGAAGCAACGCCAUUUAGAAGGCGAUACUCAUCCAUUAUCUGUAGAAGAAAUUUUGGAAGAAGCUGUACUUCAUGACACACCACCUGCUACCGUAAAAUGGCUUGAGGAAGAAGCUCUACCAAAUAAUCCCAAAAUUCGUGUUACUACGGAUGCAAAGUUCGUAUUUAAACCGAGAUAUGAUAUUCGUACCCGUAAGGAUCUUUACCAACUUCUACGUCGUCAGGAGUUGAAGGGUUUGGGGGGAAUUUAUCUAGAUGAUUUGACUGAAUCUGUUCCUGAUGUUGAAAAAAUUCUCAAUAGUUUUGGUGACCAUGUGAUUCGCAUUGUCACACCACACGAUAAGAAAACCAUCUUGUUUUACAACGACAAAUCGUUCGAUUUAAAUGUAGAUGAAGAAUUUAAGCAACAAUGGCGAUCGGUCAGUGUGGAGGGUGUUCAUGAAACAAAAAUUGAGGAGUAUUUAAAGCGUAAUGGAAUCUCCUCAAUGUCUGGUGAUCGUAAAAAUUUCAAUCUGCUUUUGUUGUGUAUUUUAAAGUUACCUGUACAAAGAAAGAAACCAGGACAAAAACGUACCAUGAAUCGUCCAGUUCAUAUUAAAGACAAUGAACAUGUGAACGGAAUUUUAGAAGACUUUUCUGAGAAAUUAGCCAAAACUUCUUGAUCAGUUUUGAUUUUCAUAAGUAACAUUCAAAUGUACAGUGACUUUAUAUGUAUAAUAAUUUUCACUUAUCCUUGAUGGUCUGUAUAUUUUCUUCAUAUGAUUGCAUCCUGGCAAAACCCAGUAUGUGUUGGAUUUUUUUUGAUAUGUUUAAGGAUAUGGGUCUUUUAAAUAAAGAAGUCGACAAAAUACUUUCUGUACAAAUAAAUAAAGUUUGUAAUUUUCUAAAACUUUUACCUUGAGUUUUUGUUUGAGUAGAGAUGCAAUUUUUUAAAUUUACUGGAAAGCUGCGAAAAUCCCUAACAUUGAGGUUUUUGCUAUUUUAUUUUAUGAACCAACUCGUUAUCCGCUGCUAUCUUGUUGACAAUCAUCGAAAUGGGAAAAUGUAUAUGUUGGGAGCAAUAUUCAAACAUAUAACCAGUCUCUUCCUACUGUGUAGCAUGCGUCAAUCAGAAAAUGUGGGAAUCAAGAUAGUAUUGUAUUGUAUUAGUUGAAGAUGUUACACUACAGAGUUGGGUACUGCUCAAGAAUCAAAAAUGCCGUAAGGAAUUAUAAAGAAUGACGUGGCAAUAAAGUAUUGCUAUCAAUAAAUCAUUUUUACCAUUGUGACAAUCUGUUAGCCAUGAUACUUGACUUUCCUGAUCACCUUUUUUAUCCAUUGUUUAAUUUCAUUAUUAUUAUAGUUUUGCCAAUUGUUGCUGACCAAAAUCCGUACUCAAUUUCUUUCCAUUUGACAUAUUGGUAUGUCGAUUGUCACUAUGUAGAUCUUCAGUAAAUAAUACGCAUUUCGGAAGAUUUGAUACAAACUUAGAAUUUUUGAUGAUUUGUGUUCGCUUAAUGGCAAUUAAUAAACGUAGUACAACAGAAUAGAUUAUGAUAAUUUUAAUUCAUUAAGAAAGCGUAUUGGAUGAUAACUUGCCUAACGGGAUUCACAAAAAAUAUGAAACAUUUAUGUUUCACUGUGAUCUGCAAAUAUAACUUAACUUGAAGAUAUCCUCUAUUAUGAUUCUCAAGUCUAAAGUUUAUAUUAUUGUGCUUAGAUUAGCGGUUCUUCAAAACUUGGUCAUCCCUG